Molecule: messenger RNA, 3540 nt
Organism: Paramuricea clavata
Lineage: Eukaryota; Metazoa; Cnidaria; Anthozoa; Malacalcyonacea; Plexauridae
Source: the annotation of a GenBank genome assembly
AUGAGUUUCAACAGUGGUACGCCAACUUCUGAAAGCCCUAUCAGUCUAGGUCAACCUGAUCAUACUAGCGGCCUAACAGGCCAAGACGGCGGUCAACCUGACCACGCUCAUUCGCAAGAUAUGACCGAUACUCGGCAUGCAAGGGACCAAUAUGAUCCCAUUGAUGGUCGACCCGACCGCGACCCUCAACCUGACGAGAACAUUGGCCAAACGUUGGCUGUGAUCAAGGAGGGCAUUAGCAAUUUGGCUGCCGCUUUACAUAGUUUUGUCAGCAACGAGAGUAUGUCUUCCCGUACCACAAAAUCUAAGAAACAUAAACAUCGGAGGGCUUCAUCGGAGUCCGAGCCAUCGGAGGAUGACACGAUGGAUUUCCCGCCUAAACGGCUUCGCGUUGAUGACGACGCUUUAAGUAUUGCGCCGUCCGAUAACGACAUUCAUGAUUUCCUAAACGGGUCCGUCGCCACCGGCGAGAACACGGACAGUAAUGCAGGGCAAACCAACAAUGGUGACAAUAAUACCGUCAAUGAUACUCCUGCCUCCGUUGACCCAGCAGAAAUCAAGUUUUUAGACUCACUUAAUAAUGCCCUCAACGAGGACGAACAAACUGGACCUAAGGUCGUACAAAAUCUGGCAGAUAUCGCCAUCAAACGAUGGGGUAAACCGAUUGCCAAUGAUAAGCUUAAGACAUUAUUGGCAAAACAUGCCAAGCCAGAAAACUGCGCCGAACUGACGGUACCCAGGGUCAACCCUGAAAUCUGGAGCAGCAUGAACAACUCCAAAAAGAGCGCAGACAUACGGUUGAGUAACAUCCAACAAGUUAUGCAACAAGGUACUUUUGGCAUGUUGAAGGCAUGCGAUAGUUUACUGACAACGCCUACAGACACGAAAACCGCGCUUUCGCAUACAAUAGAUGCUUUGGCCCUUAUGGGGCACGCGGUAGGUGCUUUGUCCCGUAUACGAAGGGACAACAUAAAGCCGACCCUAAAUCCUGUGUAUUACAGUCUGUGUAAUCGGGCUGAUGACCCUGUCCCACAUUCGCCCCUACUCUUUGGCGAUGAUUUGGCCAAACAAGUGAGAGACGCCAAAGAAACGAGCAAUAUAAGCCAAUCCCUUGGCGUUAGCCGAAACCGGCAACCUCGGAACAAUCGCUCCACAUAUCGCUACGAUAAUCGUUUCGCCAAUUCUCGUCAACCGAGAGGCAACCAAUCUGAAUAUCGGUCGGACAACAAGCCUCAUUUUUUGGGGAAGGGCCAGAAAAAACCGAUGUUCAAAGCCAAACCCGGCAGGAAAUCUUGAGCACUCUUGAAAAGAUUAAAUUAUCGGUAAGUAAAUUUCCCCUUGCUAUUGAAAAUUUAACGAACUACUUAAAAAUUCGAUGCGACAGUUUUAAGGCUGGCAAUGUUAGAAACUCUCUGUCAGCCUGGCAAAAUCUAACUUCUGACCCAGAAAUUUUGAGCACUGUGACUGGCACCAUCAUCGAAUUUGAUACUCCUCCAAUAACUAAGGCGUCUCCUAAAAUUCCUUUUUCGAUCAGGGAAUCUGAUAUUAUAGAUCAGGAAAUUGCAAAAAUGCUAGCUAAAGGUAUUGUUGAGACUGCCACCCACACUUCAGGGGAGGUUGUGUCCAAUAUUUUUAUACGACCGAAAAAGGAUGGCAGCCACAGGCUAAUACUAAAUCUUAAAGGUCUAAAUCAGUUUGUCUCUUACCAUCAUUUUAAGAUGGACACGUUACAUUCUAUACUAAAACUGAUAGAACGAGGUUGCUUCAUGGCGUCGCUCGACCUUAAAGACGCAUACUAUUCAGUAUCUGUCAAUCACUCUGAUCGUAAAUACCUUCGUUUUGUUUGGCAAGGGGUUCUAUAUCAGUUUACAUGUUUGCCAAACGGGCUCUCAAGUUGCCCACGGACAUUUACCAAAUUAUUGAAACCUCCUUUGACUGCCCUCCACAAAUUGGGCCAUAUCAUUGCUAGCUAUAUUGACGAUCUUUUCCUUCAGGGUAAAACAUUUGAACAAUGUGUCUGUAAUGUGAUUGACACUUUUUUACAAUUCGACGACCUGGGUUUCAUAAUCCACCCGGAAAAAUCUGUCUUUAUACCGUCACAGGAACUGAUUUUAUUAGGUUUCAUAAUUAACUCUGUUGACAUGACUAUCACCCUCACACCUGAGAAAAAAUUAGCUUUACAACACCUAUGCGUGUCUUUAUUAUCGAAACAUACGCCUACAAUUCGAGAGGUUGCGCAAGUUAUUGGUAAAAUCAUUUCAUCAUUCCCGGGGGUGGCACAUGGGCCUUUAUAUUAUAGAGCCCUAGAACUUAACAAAACUGAAGCACUCAAAUUGUGUAAAGGGAAAUUUGACGCACACAUGACCUUAUCUGCAGAUUCAAAACUUGAACUUCAGUGGUGGGUCCACAAUAUUGUUGAGUCAACAAAUGUUAUCUCACGAGACCAACCGUCCCAUGUGCUCACAACAGACGCUUCCCUCACUGGUUGGGGAGCGGUCUACGAGGGUAAUCACACGGGGGGGUUUUGGUCGGAUGUCGAAAAAUUGUGCCAUAUUAACUAUCUUGAGUUACUAGCGUUGUUCCUAGGGUUACAGACUUAUUGUAAAUCCUUAACCAAUACCCAUAUCCGUGUCUAUCUUGAUAACACGACCGCUAUCGCCGUAAUUAACCAUAUGGGUACAAGUCACUCCCCAAAUUGCAACUCCCUCGGUAAACGUAUCUGGGAAUGGUGUAUCGGCCAAAAUAUUUGGCUGACUGCUGCUCAUAUCCCGGGAGUUGACAAUACUAUAGCCGAUUCUGAAUCACGCAGUACUAAAACUCACACUGAAUGGAUGAUUGACAACUCAAUCCUUCAGGGGGUAUUGACACAAUUUCCCGCCUAUGUGUCAUACAGACCUGACCCAGGUGCAAUCGCGGUUGAUGCGUUCACAUUAAACCUAGCUAAAUUCCAGUUCUAUGCUUUUUCUCCAUUUAGUGCCAUAUAGCAACAUUACUACAAAAAAUCCAGGAGGAAGGAGCGACGGGGAUAGUGGUAGUGCCAGACUGGCCAACACAAUCCUGGUACGCCAAGGCCAUGCAAAUGUGCCAGAAACCUCCCGUACGUGUGGGUCCGGGGAAAAACCUGCUGAAAUUGCCAGACCAACCUCGGGAGUUGCACCCCCUACACAAAUCGCUGGUGCUUCUAGUCUGCCACUUAUCCGGCAACAGCUAAUUGCACAAGGGUUAUCGGAUGAAACCAUUCAAAUUAUAAUGGCGUCAUGGCGCCAAGCAACCGGAAAACAAUAUCAGUGUUAUCUCUUAAAAUGGAUUAGCUUUUGCCAAGAUAAUGGCAUAAAUAUCGAACGAGCCAGCAUUCAGCAUGGGCUCGAAUUUCUUACAUUUUUGUACAAACAAGGUCUAGGCUAUAGUGCCAUUAACACAGCGCGGUCUGCACUAUCUGCUGUGAUAACACUGGAUAGCCAGCGUAAGUUUGGCGAACACCCUUUGGUGACCCGGUUUCUCAAAGGUGUAUUCGAACUUAAGCCAUCCCUUCCUCGAUAA